Molecule: messenger RNA, 2344 nt
Organism: Agelaius phoeniceus (red-winged blackbird)
Lineage: Eukaryota; Metazoa; Chordata; Aves; Passeriformes; Icteridae
Gene: MGRN1
Product: mahogunin ring finger 1
Biological process (GO): endosome to lysosome transport; protein ubiquitination; negative regulation of G protein-coupled receptor signaling pathway
Cellular component (GO): plasma membrane; cytoplasm; early endosome
Molecular function (GO): ubiquitin protein ligase activity
Source: RefSeq, a predicted model, not a curated record
GUGCCGGUGCCGCCGCCGCCGCUCUGCGCCCCCGGGCCGCCCGCCCUGUCCGCGGCCGCCAUGGGCUCCCUGCUCAGCCGGCGCAUCGCGGGCGUGGAGGACAUCGACAUCCAGGCCAACUCGGCCUACCGCUACCCGCCCAAGUCCGGAAACUACUUUGCAAGUCACUUCUUUAUGGGAGGUGAGAAGUUUGACACCCCUCACCCUGAGGGUUACCUUUUUGGUGAGAACAUGGACUUAAACUUCCUUGGAAAUAGACCAGUUCAGUUUCCCUACAUAACUCCAGCUCCACACGAGCCAGUGAAGACACUGAGGAGUUUGGUGAACAUCCGCAAGGAUUCUCUCCGACUUGUCAGGUACAAAGAUGAUGUUGACAGCCCUACUGAGGAGAAUGGGAAGCAGAAGGUGCUGUACAGCCUGGAGUUCACCUUUGAUGCAGAUGCCCGUGUUGCCAUCACAAUCUACUGCCAGGCUACAGAGGAGUUUGUUGGUGGCAUGGCCGUAUACAGCACAAAGAAUCCCUCUCUGCAGUCUGAGACAGUUCACUACAAGAGAGGGGUAAGCCAGCAAUUCUCCCUGCCUUCCUUCAAGAUUGAUUUCUCAGAGUGGAAGGAUGAUGAGCUGAACUUUGACUUGGACCGUGGCGUGUUCCCUGUGGUCAUCAGAGCAGUGGUGGAUGAAGGGGAUGUGGUGGUUGAGGUCACUGGUCAUGCCCAUGUUCUUCUGGCUGCAUUUGAAAAGCACGUUGAUGGCAGUUUUUCUGUGAAACCACUAAAACAGAAGCAGAUUGUUGACCGGGUGAGCUACCUGCUUCAGGAGAUCUACGGCAUCGAGAACAAAAACAACCAGGAGACCAAGGCACCCAAGAAGCCCAAGGAUGACAGACCCUCCCUGGUGUCAGGCCCAAGCAUUCAGUGGAGUUGUGCUGAGCCUUCAGACGACGAGAACAGCGACAACAGCAACGAGUGCGUGGUGUGCCUGUCGGACCUGCGGGACACCCUGAUCCUGCCCUGCCGCCACCUCUGCCUCUGCAACUCCUGCGCCGACACGCUGCGCUACCAGGCCAACAACUGCCCCAUCUGCAGGCUGCCCUUCCGUGCCCUGCUGCAGAUCCGGGCGGUGAGGAAGAAGCCGGGGGCUCUGUCACCAGUGUCCUUCAGCCCUGUCCUGGCACAGAGUGUGGACCAUGAUGAGCACUCUAGCUCUGACAACAUCCCUGCAGGCUACGAGCCCAUCUCACUGCUGGAGGCACUGAACGGGCUGCGCUCGGUGUCGCCCUCGCUGCCCUCGGCCCCUCUCUACGACGAGAUCUCCUACUCAGGGGUGGUGGAUGGGAUGGCCCCUGCCAGCCGCCCCCUCGGGGCCAUGGACAGAGCCCUGGAGGGUGCCCACCAAAAGGGCAAGCGCAGCAAGUCUCCAGACAGCACACUACGGUCUCCCUCAUCCCCAAUCCACGAGGAGGAUGAGGAGAAGCUCUCUGAGGACUCCGACUCGCAGGCGGUGCUGAGCGGGGGUGAACUGGUCCUGAGGGAGACCAGCUCUCCAGAGAGCGUGGCAGGAGAAGAGAUGGAGGAGGCCUCAUCGGUGCAGCAGGGUAGCCGCCCGCCCUCGGUGGAAGAUGUGCUGCAGGACGGCGGCUGCGAGAGCCGGAGCCUGACGCGCUCCGAGAGCGACGCCCCGGUCGAUGUCUUCCUGCCAGGCUCGUCCGACUUCACCAAGACGCUCCCCGUCCGCGGCACCGGCAGCCCCACGCAGCCCCUUCUCUUCGAGCAGACCCGUCUGCACCUGGAGGACGAGCAGAGCCUUUCGUGAGCGGGGCCGGGCCCUGCCCGUGCCGCCGGGCCCGCCGGGCUCUCCGGGACGCAGCGCGGGGUGUCUGUGGCACGGACACGGUUUCGGCACAGCCUGUGCAUGUUUCCUGGCGGUGGGUAGGGGCUGGUGUCGUGUUUGUCCGUGGGAGGUGUCUGUGGGGCCGGGGCGGGGUUUUUGGUCCGAGUCGGCUGAUGAAGGACACUACGAUGUAUAUUUUGUACUUACCGAGCACAGCCCUUUGCUGUCACUGCCCUGUACAUAGCUGUGGCCCUCCCUGCCUUGCCGGGCCGCAGGGCUCCGCGGCAGCGGGGGAAUGCGGGGGUCAGCCAAGGCCCGGCCCGAGGCAGUCACGGGGGGGACCGGGGGGUCCUGCCCCGCCCCGGCCCGUUCGGGGUGACCCCCACGCCCCCCGUUCCCGCAGAGCCCGGCGCUGCCCACGCCGUGUGCCUUGUUCUGCUUCUGCGGGGGGUCCCGGGGCACGUCCCCCCCCCCCUCCCCGUCUAUGUUUGUAGUAAUAAACCCGUGGAGCAGC